UCAUUACCACUUUUCUUCCUCCUAUUUUCUAACUACCUGUACCACUCCUCUUUACUACUCUUUACUACUCAUACUACUACUACUACUACUUGUUCUUCCACUUCCCACUUGCUAUUCAACACAAGCUUUAAUUAACCUAUAUUCAUUUGUAUCAACUAACAAGAAAUUUAAAAUAUUACUUGCUAGUUGAAGAAAAUUAUGUCAGGGAGAAGGUCGAGGCAGUCAUCAGAGGGAACGUCGUCAAGGAUUUCAGAUGAUCAGAUCAUUGAACUCGUGUCCAAAUUGCAGCAACUUCUUCCUGAAAUUCGCAAUCGUCGCUCUAACAAGGCAUCCGCAUCCAAGGUACUACAAGAAACAUGCAACUACAUUAGAAACUUGCAUAAAGAGGUGGAUGAUCUCAGUGAUCGACUUUCUCAGUUACUGUCCACCAUUGAUGCUGACAGUCCUGAAGCUGCAAUCAUUCGUAGUUUAAUUAUGUAACUUUCAAUCAUUUAUAUAUCUAUUAUAUAUUGGAUGCAUUCUACUAUAUACCUAGUUCUUGUCUUUCUUCUUCCUUUCUAGACUUUGGUCAAUAUUUGCUAGACCAAUCUCAUUAUUUAGAAUUUAAAUAUGCAGUAGUAUAUAUAUUGGACCUAAUAUCUAUAAUCUAAUGUAUGUUCUCCUAGCUGUAUGGACACGUGCUUGUAAUGAUGUUUCCCAAUUUUAAUUAUGGACUUAUGCUC
Lycium barbarum (goji berry) is the source of this 722-nucleotide messenger RNA. Its product is annotated as transcription factor PRE6-like. Gene Ontology annotation, biological process: regulation of DNA-templated transcription; regulation of growth. The coding region runs from base 199 to 480 and encodes 93 amino acids. The transcript has 2 exons. Lineage: Eukaryota; Viridiplantae; Streptophyta; Magnoliopsida; Solanales; Solanaceae. The record is from RefSeq and is a predicted model, not a curated record. Gene Ontology annotation, molecular function: protein dimerization activity.